AUGGCCUCAGAGCAGUAUCCCACGGCUGUCUCUGGCGGUUGCCUUUGCGGUUCUUGUUCAACGUGCCAAUGCUCCCAAUGCCGUAAGAAUGGCGGGUCGCUCAUCGCAUGGCUGCAUAAGGUACCCAUAUCAAGCGUCGCAUUUACCUCGCAGACGACAUUGUCGCGAUACCAUGCUACGCCAGACGCUGCGCGCGGCUUCUGCACCAGUUGCGGUAGCUGGCUCUUUUGGCGCAAUGAAAAGUCCAACUCAAUGAGCAUGUCGGUUGGAACCUUCGACCAAGAAGAACUCAAGCAGUGGGGUCAGAAGUUGGCCUACUCAGAGGUGCAUCUGUGGUCUGAGGAUGCUAUCGAGGGCAUCUCCGAUCAUUUGCCCGGGGAGAAGUGGAAGUAUCAUGACAAAGGGGAGGGCAUCGAGAGAAUCGGAUAG
Molecule: messenger RNA, 429 nt
Organism: Fusarium pseudograminearum CS3096
Lineage: Eukaryota; Fungi; Ascomycota; Sordariomycetes; Hypocreales; Nectriaceae
Exons: 2
Coding region: 1-429 (142 amino acids)
Molecular function (GO): carbon-sulfur lyase activity
Source: RefSeq, a predicted model, not a curated record